AUGAUGGCGUAUCGGUGCCUACAUUUUAUAUUUGUUCGGCUUAUGAGGACCAUUUGCCGCAGUAGGCAGCUGAAGGCCGCCAGAGUGCAGGUGUGUGUAUCGAAGAGGAACACACUUAUGGCAUUAUGACGUCUCAUUGCUCAUGGUCUUCCUCAUGUCUCUCUGCUGUUCUUCAGGCAGGAGGUCGACAGCGAUAUGUGUGUGUUCAGGAUGGUAGUGUGUCGGAUGAGCUGGUGUUGGACUCGCGGAUGUGGGACGAGCUGGCGUAGCAGUUCGUUCCCUUCAUCCUCAACAAAAAUGUCAUCAUCGGCAAAGCAAACCGGCUCAAGGUCAGCAAGCACAUCAGCACCAGCACCAGCACCAAUACCAACACGACACCACACCGCCGCCUCCCCUGCCGCUCUUUCACGUUUGUCGGUGGUGCAGGUGGGCGCCAUGGGGGUGCUCGCCGUGCUCUGGCGACUGGCGCGCAAGGCGUACGAGGCCUUGGGGGCAGACAAGUACACCGUCAUGCACCAGAAGCUACACGGGCUGCAGGAUACCCUCUGCGCACUAGAGAGUGAGCCGAUGACCAUCCUCUGA
Messenger RNA from Vitrella brassicaformis, 582 nucleotides. Lineage: Eukaryota; Vitrellaceae. The record is from the annotation of a GenBank genome assembly.